Cynara cardunculus var. scolymus (artichoke) is the source of this 790-nucleotide messenger RNA. RefSeq lists its product as uncharacterized. NCBI's taxonomy places the organism in Eukaryota, Viridiplantae, Streptophyta, Magnoliopsida, Asterales, Asteraceae. Bases 352 to 603 code for a protein of 83 amino acids. The record is from RefSeq and is a predicted model, not a curated record. The transcript has 4 exons.
CGAAAGCGUAAGGAUGAAAAUGAUAAUUUUCAACCAACCACAAGGUCGAAAAUCGUAGUAAAUCCAAAAUGAAUGUAUUGAAUUUACCCGACAUUUGCAAGCAAAGGGGAUGAGAGGAGGAGGUGUAGGAGGGCCGCUCCUUUGCAUCGGCGAUCUGCUAAGUGACGUUGGUGAAGAAGACACCACGACCAGUAAUGAGUUUAUUCAUAAUAGCCACCGUCCCAGUUUUUUCGGAACAGCUGAUUUCACGAAUCAACAUAUUCAAUCUUCUGAUCUCACCAAACUAUAUCAGAACAUAGUGAUCAUGGUGCUAAAGCUAGCAGUGAUUUUUUUUUGAGGAAAAUUCAUGCCAUGCGUUAUAUGGAAAGUUACAAAUGCUUGAAGGAUGCACUAGGUGGUACAUCUCACUCAUGGACAGCUCAUACACUUGAGCUAUGUCUGGCGCUUGAAACGGGAAACAAAUUGAUUCAGUCAAGCAUAUCUCAAGUAACAGGGCUAUCCAAGAAAAUUAGGGAGCUGGAGAGGAUUACCAACAAGGGGAAUUUGGUCAUCAAAGAAGCUGAAUUCAUUCACAGUACCACAACCCUUGAAGGAUCAAUUUGAUUCUUAAUCCAAGCUACACUGAUUUCUCUUCCUUUUGGUUAUAUAAAUCAUGCAUCCUAGAUUGGGAUAGUGUAUAUUUACCUUUGUUGAAAGAUUGUGGAUCGUUUGCAUAAACUUGAUGUUCAACUUUUUUUGAGUGUCUACAUUAUGGAUUUUCUCCAUAAACUUGCACAAGUUUGUGACAUUU